AUGGCUUCCGUCUCCAAGCAAACAGCUGCUGCUCCAGCAUGUCUUCGUACUCCUCCGAAAGCAGAUCUGGCCUGUCGAAGCACUUCUGCAAUCUCUUUGCAAAUCCCGUGGUACAGUCGUCUUGUGGGAUAUGGACCGAGAAGUGAUGUAAUGAAAGCGUCACUCGACCUCAACAUGGCAUCGCAAGAGGACGACACCAAUAGUUGCAGUGACCCGCUGCAUGCCAAUGCCGCUGUCGAAAAGCUUGCGGAGAAGGUCGAUGGCCUUCUAACCGGCGGCUUGCAUGGCGAGUUCUACGAGAGUCGCACCUCGAGCAAGAAUCGGCACCAGCAGCUCUCAGAAAUGUUCGAGCUCAGACAGCUAUUUCAGGAAGUCAAAGCUGGCCAGGAGAAGAUCCUUCGCACUGCUGCAAUCAGAGAAGAGCAAGCCGCAGCAGCUGCUGCAGCCACUACAAAAAGCGGCGGUCUGAGCACCAACAAUAUUGCCGCGAUCGAGGCAGUCGUCCAAAGACUUACGGCGGAUAAGUUCCGCGAUAUGAGUCUACUUUCUCAACGGUUGAAGGAUAGCGAGAAAGAGAACGCCGCUCUGAAGAAGCAGAUUGAAGACCUCGAGUUUCGCUUCAAGACGAGAAACAUCAGUGGUCUCAAGGGCUCCUUUCCAAGCAUGAACCAGCACAACCAGAUGAUGAAUAAGGUUUCAAAGCUGGAGCAUGACAUGGCGCUGUGCGAGGCGCACCGUACUACACCCAAUCCUCUCGAAGCUAGAUGCUCCGACAUGCAAAAUAGCCUCAACUAUGCAUUUACAUGCUUGGAGGAUCUAAUAAAGUUGGACGUGAAAGCCGAGAUGAAAGGUCUGGCGGAUAAGAUUGCAGAGCUGGACUAUCGGGACGAGGCGGUGGUCGCUUCAGAGAAGAUCGAUAAUGAUACUGCACAGGUCAGGACUAGUGUUCUGGGAAGCAUUGACUACGAGGACUCAUUUGCCAAUGAGUGGGACGGGUUACAGUGCGCUGGCUUUUUCUCGAGCAAAGGUAGCGAUAUUGAGGACAGCGACAGCCGCGAGGGAAGCGAGGAUGAAUAUGUUGAUUACGAGGACUGCUCUAUCACCAAGUUGUCAAACAUGUCAUCAGGCACUACUAGCGGCGACAAGGAGACAACAACACCCAAAGCGAUGGAGGAAGUUGAAGAUAUCGCAAGGGCCAAGCUGCAUUCUGCUGUGGCAGACGCCCUCACUGAGUUCACAAGUCGACUUGGCGGUGGUGGAUUUGGCGACCUACGAAUCGAGGGAAGCAAGGCAAACGGCCACGAAGAGCUAUUCAAGCUGAGGGAGCAGCUUCUGAAGAUCCAAGAGGACCAAGCGAGGCAGCUCGCCAUUAACACUCGCCUGGUGGAACUGAAAGAGAACCCACCGCUCCCGACUUCCCAGGGCUCCAGCAAGAUGUCCGUCAAUAGCACCAAAGCUAUGGAGAGCGUCGUUGAGAGAGUCACCGAGAAAAAAUUCCGCGACCUUGCUAUUAAGCUUGAUAGCGCCGUUAGCCGACAAGACAAGGCGGAGACCGAGAACAAGAAGUUGAAAGAUGAGCUCGACGAUCUCAAGAUGAAGCAGAAGAAGGGUACCAGGAACACUGAGAGUGAUUAUAGCGUCAGCCUGGGCCAGCACCGCGACCUCUCCAAAAAGGUGGAAAAGCUUCAGAAGCAAGAGAAUUCCACCAAUGAUCUGCGACAGCAGCAAAAGCAACUGCAGAGUCAGCUUUCUCUGCUCCAAGCCCGCUUCGAAAAUGGAAAGCACGCAUCUUCUGCACUCGAUUUGCUAGAUGUGAGGGAUCAGUUCCAAGACCUGAGGAGAGACAUUAGGCAUUUGGCAGAAGAGCUUCAAGAUCUUCAACAGAAGCUUCAAAAUCUUCAAGAGACGGUCGCGCGGCAACGCCGAAUCUUUUGUUGA
This is a messenger RNA of Pseudocercospora fijiensis CIRAD86, 1938 nucleotides long. RefSeq lists its product as uncharacterized. The coding region runs from base 1 to 1938 and encodes 645 amino acids. The transcript has 4 exons. Lineage: Eukaryota; Fungi; Ascomycota; Dothideomycetes; Mycosphaerellales; Mycosphaerellaceae. The record is from RefSeq and is a predicted model, not a curated record.